Messenger RNA from Anopheles nili, 1956 nucleotides. Its product is annotated as DC-STAMP domain-containing protein 2-like. Bases 1 to 1956 code for a protein of 651 amino acids. The record is from RefSeq and is a predicted model, not a curated record. The transcript is spliced from 4 exons. Gene Ontology annotation, cellular component: membrane. NCBI's taxonomy places the organism in Eukaryota, Metazoa, Arthropoda, Insecta, Diptera, Culicidae.
AUGUCUCAGCGAAUCUUUGAAAUCGUUGGCCUUGCUGCCAUUCAAACGCUGAUCGUGAAAGUGUUGUUCCUAAGUCAAUUUUCGUUUGCUCCAGUAGUGCAGUGGUUGUUGAUAGUGAUAUGCUUCACGGUUGCCUUGGUCAUGUUGAAGCGAAGCAAAAGUGUUCGUUGUAUUACAAUGUUACUGGUGCCGCAGUUCUUAAGCAAACGCGGCCGGGCAGCGCUGAUUGGAUACAUUUUCAUUCUAACCGUCACUGGACCGACCGAGAAUACGAUGCGCAAUGUGGAGAUACUAGGAGAAACGUUAAGCUGCACUCAGGACCAGUUAAAGGUGGCCAUUAGAGAUACGAUGAAGGCACUUCAGGUUCCUUUUCUUGCCAUAAAACAGAUCAUAGACGACUUGCUGAAAACUGUGGAGAAAUCUUUCAUGAAGAUUCAACGGACGCUGAUGGAAAUGCUGAAGCUGGUGAAAAGGAUCCUCUACUCGAUCAAAAAAGCGUAUAACUGGCUGCGGGAUGUGGUAUCCGUUUGCAACGAUAAAAUGGGAAGUCCAUCCGAUCGAUGCCUCAAUGCACUAGAUCAAACAAUCGAAGGAUGCAAGGAAGAAAUGGGAAACAUGGAUUUCCUGUGUGAGGUCACGCAGGUCGGCAAAACAAUUUGCUACGGUGCGAAAAUGGUCGAUUAUUUCUGUGAAUUGAUCGAUUUCAUUAGCGAUAGCGUGGUGGCAGAAAUUGAACAAGGUAUUCAAACUUUAAUGCGAAACAUGCAGGAACUGUUCCGUGUAAAAGUUGAAUACGAUCAUUCGUUUGAUUUUGUAACAAAUGUCUCAAAAACUUUUGUCGAAGUUAGUGCUGAUGUUCGAGAGGAGAUUGUCCUCCGAAGCUUACCUCUGCGAAGAUCAUUCAAUGUGCUGGGAAUAAUUACUAGUGGAUUUUUUAUUUGUAUUGUUCUGAGAGCUGUUCGUUACUGGAGGAAUUACAUGAAGAAAGAUGGCUUCGAUAACCGUUUCUUAUCCGAAGAUUUUUAUGCCAUUGAAGAUCGAAGGAUGGCGUUAGAUGUUGAAACAGUUUUUCCGCUAACUCGCAAGGAAAGUUAUCGAUAUGUUCCCUUGACAUCUUUUCAUUUGACGUGGAAGGAACGUUUUCGGAUAGCGAAAUCACUGACGUUUUUGUUGAUUUCAACCAUUCAAAUAGGAAGCCAGUUGUUCGCGGAUUACGCGCUAUACUGGCUACUCACUCUGAUAAAACAUUUUAUGCAAGAAGAUCCUAGUUAUUUGAAAGGAUCCACUCUGAGCAAUACAACCCCGCUAGCGAUAGGCGUGAGAGGUGAUGGUGUGUUAGCAGAUAUAUUGCGUGAUAUCGUACGAUCGUUUGAACCCAUCGUCAAUGGAACGGCUAUCGAUCCAUCUCGGUGUAUUCCAGAUGCGUCAAUUCCUCGUUUCGCUCGGUACGGUCAGAUUGCAACGCUACUCGCACUCUGUUGGUUGUUUGCCUUCAUGGAACCGUACGGAUUGCGCGUGAGGCAAAUCGUAAUGCGUCGAUAUUAUCCCGCUCGAGCUCGUGCCAGAGCCAUAUGGUUAUAUGGAGAUAUCUUACUGAAAAGGGAGAGCUUACUUAAAGUUCUCAGACGCCGUAUCGUUGGCCAGACUGCUCGGAAUGAUCGCGAAAAGGUGCCCUGGUUGGAUGUGGUUCGAGCAAAGACUAACCGUUUUUGGAUCCUGCGAAGACUGCUCGGAACGGCACGAUCUGUUCGCUGUACAUUGUGUGGUGAUGUAUUAGACGAGCAAUCAGAUGUACAGAUUCGUUGCAUACGUCCCGAAUGUCCUGGUGUCUACUGCCAGGACUGCUUUCUUGAAACAGCAAAUAGCUGCUCGCUUUGCUUGUCCACGCUGAUCGUUGAAUCGUCUUCCAUAACAAGCGGCAUUUCUUUUGAAAGAGCAUCCUUUAACGCCAUCUAG